Papaver somniferum (opium poppy) is the source of this 1461-nucleotide messenger RNA. Its product is annotated as peptidyl-prolyl cis-trans isomerase CYP28, chloroplastic-like. Gene Ontology annotation, molecular function: peptidyl-prolyl cis-trans isomerase activity. The transcript is spliced from 3 exons. Lineage: Eukaryota; Viridiplantae; Streptophyta; Magnoliopsida; Ranunculales; Papaveraceae. Gene Ontology annotation, cellular component: chloroplast. The record is from RefSeq and is a predicted model, not a curated record. Gene Ontology annotation, biological process: protein peptidyl-prolyl isomerization. The coding region runs from base 132 to 1211 and encodes 359 amino acids.
ACGAUUCAAAGCUCUCCCUCUCCUCCAACCAUUUUACUCCGCAAAAAAAUCAGUCCAGUCCACACCACACUCAAAAUGAAACCCUAGAAAUGCUAUUCUGAACUUCACUUAUUCGUUCACCAAACUCGAUCAUGGCAUCCACUUCUACGGUUCCUCAAACUGUUGGGUUUCUACAUUGCCAUCGUCAUCUCCGCCAAACCAAAACAAAAUCAAAAGCCAAAAUCUUUUUUGGGAUUUCAGCUGCCCAGCAAAAAGACACUAACAGCAAUAAUAAAAUCGAAUCCGUCAUCAGCCGCCGGUCUCUCCUCCUCUUAUCAUCCUCUGCAUCCGUAGUUUCCCUUACCUUCCCUUCUGUAGCAGCUGAAGAUAAAGAAACAGAAGGAAAAAAAGAUGCUAUCACCACUCCAAAUUCCCCAUCUCCGCCUUCUCCAUCUAAACCUUCUCCUCCUCCUGCUCCUCCCAAACCUUCUACACCAGACACCACAAUUACAGAUAGAAUCUUCAUGGAUUUCAGCAUUUGUCCUAGUUUCAACAGCUCUGAUCGAACCCUUGGGGAUGAACUCAUAACAUGUCAAGAUACUGAACCCUUGGGUCGGGUUGUUUUCGGUCUCUAUGGUAAGGUGGUUCCAAUAACAGUGGCGCAUUUCAAAGCAAUGUGCAAUGGUUCUCCUACUGCUGGUUCCUCUUACAAAGGGACGCUAGUUCAGAAAAUAUUUCCUGGUCAGUAUUUCAUUGCUGGUCGUCAGGGUAGGAACAGAGAUAAGGGAACUGUACGCCCACCUUCGGAUUUGGCAAGGAAUACAGAAGCAAUUGAUUCUAAGUCUUUUGCUCUUGGUCAUUCCAGGCCUGGUGUUCUCUCACUGUGUUUGUCUGAGAAUGAUGAUGAUGAUGACAUAAAGCUGGAUCCAACUUACAGAAAUGUUGAGUUCUUGGUUACUACUGGUCCUGGACCGUGCCCACAACUUGACAAUGGCAAUAUUGUGUUUGGAGUUGUUCUGGAAGGGUUGGAUGUUGUGACGACUAUAGCUUCCAACCCCACAUACAAGCCAUCAGAACGAAUUCGGCAGUUCAAUGAUUUGGCUGAGUUCUUUGGGGAUGAAAGAGCCCAGAAUGCACGAACAAUUUGGAAUCGUCCUCUUAAAACAGUUUACAUUAGUAAUUGUGGAGAGUUCAAAGUGGCCAAGCCUUCGCUUUCUCCCACCUUGCCUUAAUUUAUCAGUUAUCUGGCUCCUCAUGUACAAGUAUAUAUUUUCUACGCCUUACUGUUACUCGUAUUUCUAGUUUGGACAAACAUUAUCGAAUCCUUCUCAGGCUUUAGAUUUCUUGUAUUUUUUCCCCUGCUUAUCCAUGAGCAUAAUAAUCAAUCUUCCAAGUUACUGGAGCUCAUGGUAUUAAAUUUUGUAAGUUUUGGUUUCCAUUGAAGCUGAUAUGAAAUAUAUUGUAAGUUUUCAGAUUUCAACC